Molecule: messenger RNA, 414 nt
Organism: Rangifer tarandus platyrhynchus (Svalbard reindeer)
Lineage: Eukaryota; Metazoa; Chordata; Mammalia; Artiodactyla; Cervidae
Source: the annotation of a GenBank genome assembly
AUGGGAUCCUGGCCCACACCUGUAAACAUUCUCUGUUUUCCCGGGUCUCCCCCAUCUGCCCACGAGGAGCGCUCCCGGGGCGGGAUCCGAGAGCAGCCCCGCCCGCCCGGCCGGCGAGGGUGGCGGGGCGGCCGAGCGCGCGCCGCCCCUCCCCUGUCGCGCCCGCCCCGGCGCCCCGAUGGGUUUUUCCAUGACUGCAUCCGGCCGCGGGCCGUCUUUGUUCCCGCCAUCCGCGGCCGUGCCUGCGAGCUGGCCCGCCUCUCCCCUGCGCGCCGGGGUUUUUCCAGGGCUCAAAUGGAGCAUGGAGGAGCCGCCUCCCCGCCCCCGGCCGAGCAGCGGCCCCGCGGGACCCUGCGAUCCAAGACGCACCGCAUCGUCCGUUCCGUCCCCGCCGCCAAGGCUCGCGGCCCCUGA